Molecule: messenger RNA, 7691 nt
Organism: Strongylocentrotus purpuratus (purple sea urchin)
Lineage: Eukaryota; Metazoa; Echinodermata; Echinoidea; Camarodonta; Strongylocentrotidae
Exons: 3
Coding region: 230-5140 (1636 amino acids)
Source: RefSeq, a predicted model, not a curated record
AUUUAGACCGGGAUGCAAAGCCCCAAAAGUCGAUUUCUUGUGACCACCGUUAGGCAACUACCUUAUAUUCUCAGAUAUUAUGUAUAAAUAUUAUAAAUGUCUUGUCUCAAACUCGACAAGCGUAACGAUGGAACAUUUUUUAGUAAUUUGAAAAAAACCGAGAAAAAUAUAUUUUUUUUAGCACGAUCGUAAACCAACCAGCUUGCGCGUUUCACCUGCUUAUGAAAGGAUGAAUCCUUUCUUGACCAAUCGCAUCCCUCGUUGCAAUUCACCUUCACUGUACAAGAUGGACGCGUACACGUCGUCAUCAAUGUCGUCGGAAGCUGAUGAUUCUGAGGGAAAAACGUCUUCUUACUGUUUCAUGCACGCAAUCGACACACAUGGAAGAGUUAUUCCCUUUUCAGAGAAAAGCUUCAACAAGUUUUUAGAGUGUUCCACCCUAUGGAAAGAGUUAGAAAAUCGUCCGGAAAGUGUCAUCGCAUCCAAAGCAGACGGUCUUCAAUUUGACGAUGUAUGCACAACAACAAGAAAACGACAAGGGAGGGCAGGAUACCACGUAGAGUGCUACCGGCACUUCUGUAAUCUCACUUCCAUCAGGCGAGCCAAGGAUAAGUCGAGGAAAGCACAGAUAUCAACAGAAGUUGAUGGAGUUUUGGCAGCAAGGAACCUUCAGGAGACGUCAGAUGCGUGGGUUGAGCCAGAGCCAAAGCGUCUGUUACGGUCAGAUGCCACCAGCAGCCCCUGUCCAGGCAGACCUCAUGUCCUACCCAUUGAGUGUGUAAUAUGUAAGAGUACCAAGUAUGUUAAAGAAAGUUUUUCUCAGAAAAGGAAAGUAGAGAGGCUUAUAAGAUGUGAAACACUUUCAGGGGGGCAACUUGUUAAAGCUGCUGAAAUCCGCAACGAUGAGAAAUUGCUCCUUAAAAUCAGGGGAAAAGAUCUUGUAGCACUCGAAGUUCGUUAUCACCGGUCUUGUUACCUAUGUUAUUGUAGAGUAGUGAAACCUAAAGUAGAAAGUGAUGUCCAUUUGAAGCAGAGCUAUGUGGUCUCGUAUGUUAAGUUCUGCCAAAAUGUAAUAGAAAGGAGGAUAAUACGUGGGCAGGAAAUUCUUCGUCUGACCAAGCUCUUGAAGCUUUUUGUUAAGACAGUAAAAGAGGUAGAAGGUUUGGAAGCAGCAAACUACAAAAGUGCGAACCUGAAACGAAGAUUGAAAGAGUCCUACCCUGUCCUGUGUUUCAGCAGACCAUCACGACAGUACGAAAGCGAAAUAGUAUUCGUAGAGAGCCUUGGUGUGGAGGAUGUCAUAGAGUCAGCUGUAGUUGAUGUUUCCAGUGAGGAAAGUCAGAGUGAGAGUGACGGUAGUAUGUAUACUACAAAGCAAGUACGUACAGAUGAGCGCAGUCUGAGAACUUUAUAUGCUGCUGCACAAAUCAUCAAGACUUCGCUAGAUGACAUGGACAUGAAGACAACCUGGCCUCCAACAUCUGAUGACCUUAACAUCACGCAAAGUAAGAAGCUCAUCCCUUGGCAACUUUUCAAUUUUCUUGGAUGGAUGUCAGGAGUCAGUCACGAGCCAAGAGAAGAGAAAGUAACAGUUUCUACAGAUGAUGAAAGAAAGGUUCUCUCCAUAGCACAGGACAUUGUAUAUCUGAAAACUAAAGGGAGAUGUGUUUUACCAAAACACCAUGCACUAGGGAUGUCAGUAAGGCACCUAACAGGGUCAGCUAAACUCAUUGGCAUCUUGAAUGGGCUCGGCCACAGUGUGUCAAGGUCCGUAGUACUUGCACAUGAUACUGCCCUUGCCAAACGACAACUUGCCUUGGGUGAUCAAAUACUUCCGGAUGGUGUUCAGCCUAUCUUCACCACUCUUGUUUAUGAUAACAAUGAUUUUGGAGAGGAAACUGUAAGUGGCAAAGGUACUACUCACAAUACCAAUGGAAUCAUUGUCCAGCAUCCCAUUACCCAACCAGAGCGAGAACCUUCAAAGAUUGCGAUACCAAAGUCCAGGAAGAUAGCAUUCGAAGUCCCUCCAGUGGAGCUCGUGACUUACUUUGGACGUAGGAAAAUUGGACCUCAACCAUUUGACAGACUUGGCCUGGAGUGUGAGGAGUACCAAGAUGCACAGAGGUAUGCAAGAGAUAUUGACAUAGCCUGCAGGCUGUUGAAGACGGUAGAGGUUGGUGAGAAAUUGCUCCCAGGAUGGACAGGAAUGAAUGUCAUGCUGACUAAACCCGUCUCAAAGCAGUGUACUGUCGGCUACCUUCCAAUAAUUGAUGCAAGUCCAACAGAAUUUGACACAGUUAACACCAUUCUCACUACUACCCUGUCAAUAGCCGAUGCCCUCAAGCAGGAAUCAGUUGUACUUGUUUUUGACCAGGCCAUCUAUUCAAAGGCCCAGCAGAUACGAUGGGUGAAUGAAAUUUUCCGCAAGAGGAUCGUCAUUCGUUUGGGUGCAUUUCACACUGCCCUAUCAAUGCUUGCAUGUAUCGGGAAACGGUUUGGAGAUGCUGGUUUGGAGAACCUCAUGAUAGAGUCGAAUAUUGUAGCCCAAGGUUCCAUUAACGGGGUUAUCAGUGGACACCACUACAAUCGAAGCAUCCGAGCUCACAAGUGUAUCAUGGAAGCCAUGGAACGUCUACGCUGGCAAGCCUACAUAAGCUCCCUCUCAGAUGUGGACUACGCAUCAACAUACGAGAUCCUUGCUAAGCUUCAAUCGGAUUUUCCCACUUCUUCUUUCACAGAGUUUGUGCGAGGAGAAGAAUUUCAGGCUAUGGCAUCUUCCUAUCGUUCUUUUGUGAAACAACGUUCAACACAAGAUCCAACAUUUGCUCUGUGGUCAAGCUACAUAGAGAUGGUGGAAGUCAUCCUCCUGUUUCUGCGGGCUACAAGGCAAGGAGACUGGCAAUUACACCUUUCUUCAAUUCGCAGCUUCCUUCCCUGGUUUUUUGCAUAUGAUCGCACCAAUUAUGCAAGAUAUCUACCUGCCUAUUGGCAUGAGAUGAGUCAUCUUCCCAACAGUCAUCCUCUAAUCUACAAGGCUUUCAUGGAAGGGAAGUUUGUUGUCCAUCGUCAGACAGAACACGGAUUCUGUGGAGUGGCUUGUGACCAGACAAUUGAACAAACUUGCAACAGGGACACAAAAACAAAAGGCGGCAUGAUUGGCUUCACAAGGAACAAAGGGGCGGUUGCCCGUUGGCUUCUCUCCCAACAUGAAAGAAGUGCAAUCAGCAAGCAAUGUGAAGAGAUGGCUGGAAAGGACCACACAUCUGCACUUAAAAAAGAUCUAACUGUGUCCAACAUGGAGAAAGUUGAAGGGGAUGUCUGUGCAGUUGUCGAAACAGUAGAGGCCAUGAUCAAUCCCUUCCAAGAAAAUAACGAAGAACUCCUUCACUUAGCAUCCGGAGUGAUAGCUUCUGCUGAUGUCUGCAAGGACUAUACUGCAGCAUAUACAAGUGGGGAUGAGGCUUUUAAGACAUUCUGUGAAGAACGUCUUCAGGGAGAUGGAGACUUGUUCAAAGUCCUUAAAAAGCAGAAAAGAAAAUCCUUCGCUACUAUGAACAAGGCCUCGACGACAAAAGUAAAGGGGAAAGAGGUAACCAUCAAAGCAGAUCGCAACCUUUUUCAGCGUUUGGUGAUUAUUGCAGGAGCUAGGAAACUGGAUAUUCGCAAUAUGAUGACAUAUAAUCUCGGUCCUCUCCCACUUGCUCUUGCCACCAUCGACGGUUCAUUAACCAAGACUACAAAGGCUUCCUUACUUCAUGCCAUUGAAUCAAGUGUAGAGCCUGCUCCUGUGGUGGAAGGUAUUCCACUUAACAGUGUUUGGAUUGUUGAUGGGAUGGCGAUGCUGCAAGAAAUCCCUCAGAAGGCUGUGCCAGGUACUUUUGGUGAACUGUCAGAGUGUGUAAUUCAACAGCUGGUUCGCCUUGCACAUAGUGCCCACUGUGACACUGUACACUUUGUGGUCGACACUUACCGAUCCCUGAGCAUCAAGGCAGGAGAGCGAGGAAGACGAGCUGCAAGUGGAAGCCAGCUCACAAAGAUCUAUGGUACUGAGCAAAAGGUGCCCAACCAGUGGAAGAAAUUUCUUUCAUGUAGUCAAAACAAAGAAGCCUUGAUCCGCUUCCUCUUCAAGACGUGGAAAGAGAACCCAACCCUGCUUCACGAUAUCAAAGUUAUCUUGGCUCAUGAUGAGGAAUGUCAUUCGCUGCAAAAUAUGGAUGGCACAGUCAAGGUAGUAGUUGUAAGGGAACUUGAAUGCAACCACGAAGAAGCGGAUACCAGGCUUUUCUUGCAUUGUCAGUAUGCUGCUGCAUCUCUCCCUUCAUCUUCAAGCAGUACACCAACAGUCAUCAUAAAGAGCCCAGACACUGAUGUUUUUGUUAUUGGUGUAGCCAAGGCUGACCAGAUUCAGGCCCAGCUACUCUUCCACACCGGUAGAGGCAAUAACAAGCGUACACUCAACCUGACAGCUAUACGAUCUCAUCUCGGAGAUAGUGUUGCUAAUGCUCUCAUUGGCCUCCAUUGCUUUUCAGGCUGCGACUCAACAAGCUGUUUCUAUGGCAGGUCUAAGAAAAAACCAUUGAAACUCAUGACUGAAUCUGUUGAUUUCCAAGCAGCUUUCCAAAAGUUUGGUGCUACAUUCUCAGUAGAAGAAAGUCUGGUAGACACAAUGGAGAAAUUUGUGUGCAGACUGUAUGAUCAAGAUUGUACUAGUGUUAAUACAGCUCGAUACAAUAAGUUCUUGAUGGGCACUAAAGCUGAAAUGAAUAUGCCCCCCACACAUGAUGCCCUAGUAAAACACCUCAUGAGAGCUAACUAUCAAUCUGCUAUACAUACCAGAUGCCUUGAACAAUAUCCUGUGAUCCCUAGUCCACACAAUCAUGGAUGGAAGGUAACGGACACAAACAUAGAAGUAGUGUGGGGUGACCUUCCACCUGCACCAAGUACCCUGCUUGAGCUUACAUAUUGCAGUUGCAAGAAGACCAGCUGUGAAGAACCUAAAGCUGCAGGAAAGGGUCGAUGUUCAUGUCGACAGCACAACAUAACCUGCACCGAUCUGUGCAGGUGCAUCAAUUGUAAAAAUUCAGCUCAAGCAGAGCAUAAUAUGGAUGAGGAAGAUACAGACAAUGAAGAUGAAGACUAGAUGUCUGAAAGCUUAUGUAUCUUGCCGCAUUCAUUCACAGUAAUGUAAAUUUGUUCUGGUCUGAACUUGUUUGACCUCUGACAUAAUUAGGUUAGCUGUGAGUAUGUGACCCAGUAUGUGAGGUCAGUCAGGUCACUGUAGAGAACCUACCAUCUAUUCUAUCCAUCUAUAUCAAUUCAUUUGUUUAAUAUUUAUGCAUCAAAAUCACUUGCGAUGUAAGCAGCAAGAAUAGUUUGUGACUUGGUAGGGAAUUCUUAUAUUUCGAGUUGUAUUAACAGCAAACCAAUUCAUUUGUUUUAUAUUUAUGCAUCAAAAUCACUUGCGAUGUAAGCAGCAAGAAUAGUAUGUGACUUGGUAGAGAAUUCUUAUAUUCAAGUUGUAUUAACAGCAAACCAAUUCAUUUGUUUUAUAUUUAUGCAUCAAAAUCACUUGCGAUGUAAGCAGCAAGAAUAGUUUGUGACUUGGUAGAGAAUUCUUAUAUUUCGAGUUGUAUUAACAGCAAACCAAUUCAUUUGUUUUAUAUUUAUGCAUCAAAAUCACUUGCGAUGUAAGCAGCAAGAUAGUAUGUGACUUGGUAGAGAAUUCUUAUAUUCGAGUUGUAUUAACAGCAAACCAAUUCAUUUGUUUUAUAUUUAUGCAUCAAAAUCACUUGCGAUGUAAGCAGCAAGAUAGUAUGUGACUUGGUAGAGAAUUCUUAUAUUCGAGUUGUAUUAACAGCAAACCAAUUCAUUUGUUUUAUAUUUAUGCAUCAAAAUCACUUGCGAUGUAAGCAGCAAGAUAGUAUGUGACUUGGUAGAGAAUUCUUAUAUUCGAGUUGUAUUAACAGCAAACCAAUUCAUUUGUUUUAUAUUUAUGCAUCAAAAUCACUUGCGAUGUAAGCAGCAAGAUAGUAUGUGACUUGGUAGAGAAUUCUUAUAUUCGAGUUGUAUUAACAGCAAACCAAUUCAUUUGUUUUAUAUUUAUGCAUCAAAAUCACUUGCGAUGUAAGCAGCAAGAUAGUAUGUGACUUGGUAGAGAAUUCUUAUAUUCGAGUUGUAUUAACAGCAAACCAAUUCAUUUGUUUUAUAUUUAUGCAUCAAAAUCACUUGCGAUGUAAGCAGCAAGAUAGUAUGUGACUUGGUAGAGAAUUCUUAUAUUCGAGUUGUAUUAACAGCAAACCAAUUCAUUUGUUUUAUAUUUAUGCAUCAAAAUCACUUGCGAUGUAAGCAGCAAGAUAGUAUGUGACUUGGUAGAGAAUUCUUAUAUUCGAGUUGUAUUAACAGCAAACCAAUUCAUUUGUUUUAUAUUUAUGCAUCAAAAUCACUUGCGAUGUAAGCAGCAAGAUAGUAUGUGACUUGGUAGAGAAUUCUUAUAUUCGAGUUGUAUUAACAGCAAACCAAUUCAUUUGUUUUAUAUUUAUGCAUCAAAAUCACUUGCGAUGUAAGCAGCAAGAUAGUAUGUGACUUGGUAGAGAAUUCUUAUAUUCGAGUUGUAUUAACAGCAAACCAAUUCAUUUGUUUUAUAUUUAUGCAUCAAAAUCACUUGCGAUGUAAGCAGCAAGAAUAGUUUGUGACUUGGUAGAGAAUUCUUAUAUUCGAGUUGUAUUAACAGCAAACCAAUUCAUUUGUUUUAUGUUUAUGCAUCAAAAUCACUUGCGAUGUAAGCAGCAAGAAUAGUUUGUAACUUUUCCAACUACUUGUAGAAGUGAUAGAGAAUAAUUAUGUAUGUAUUUCGAGCAGUAUUAACAGAACACUAUUUCACCUGUUUCAUAUUUAUGGAUCGUAAUCAUGUGCGAUGUAGUGCAAGAAUAGUUUGUCAAUUUUCUUGUGACUUGUAAAGAAAUAGUACAUUUUUUUACAGUGCUUGUUUAGAACUGAAUGUUAGAAUUUUCUGUCCUCAAACCUCAGCCAUGUUUAUACAGUAUAAUUCAGUGUAAGUCAGGUGUCCAUAUCAUAAGUGUAUAAAUCAACUAACAGGUGAUAUUCAACUUCUUAUUUGAGCAUAUUUAUCAUGGUUAAUAUAUCAUUAUGUGAAUAUUCAUUACCAGAAGUUGCCUAUAUUUACAAGUAGCUUGGUAUUACGAUGCGAGAGAAAGAAAUUUUCUACUGAGAUAUUUAGUGUUGCAAGAAGUACUAGUUUGUCUCAAUAUUGUGACGAUUUUGUAACAGUUUCAUAUGAAUUUGUAUUGGAAUUUAUCUCUGUCCUUAAAAAGAUUAUAUAAUGCUGAAGAUUUUGGUUUACGUACACGUAUGGCUUACUUUAUAUUUAUGUUUUGUUUACCGGGUAUAUAUAUUUUGAUAGUGAUUCAAAGCUAAUGAACCGGUUUACAUUGGUACACAUGAUUAGUAUGUGCAUGCAUAACGUUAUCAUUACACUGCAAACUCAAUGGAUGUGCAAGACAGAAUAAGAAUAGAAAAGUUAAUGACAUAUUUUCAUAAAAUGCUGUUAAUGAAGAAAAGCUGAAAAUGUAAAAUAAUAACUACAUGCAUUUCUUAUGUGUCAUAUGUGCAAGUUAUGAUAAUUGUUCAGUAAUGUGAUCAAUAUUAUACAUAUUGAAUAUGAUGAUGCCUUU